This is a messenger RNA of Pseudonaja textilis, 2976 nucleotides long. RefSeq names its product RAB12, member RAS oncogene family (gene RAB12). Gene Ontology annotation, molecular function: GTPase activity; GTP binding. Lineage: Eukaryota; Metazoa; Chordata; Lepidosauria; Squamata; Elapidae. Gene Ontology annotation, biological process: Rab protein signal transduction. The record is from RefSeq and is a predicted model, not a curated record.
CCACUGGCUGGAGCUCGGUUUUCUUUUUCUGUUUCUUCUUCAGCUCUUGUCAGGCCGGGCCAAGGUGUCUCUCGCACGGCGGGCGAGGGCUGCCGGUCUCGGGCCGGGCCCUGACUGAGGUGGCGGGGAGUGGGCCGCGCGAGCCGCAUAUGAGUGGAUGGAGCCGGGCUCUGGGCUGCAGCGGAGGGGGCCGGGGCUCGGCGGCGGCGGCGGAGGCGGCGGCGGGCUGGGCUCGGCCGGGGUCUCUCCGGCGCUAUCGGGGCCUCAGGGCCGCCGCAGGAAACAGCCGCCGCGGCCGGCCGACUUCAAGCUGCAGGUGAUCAUCAUCGGCUCGCGAGGCGUCGGCAAGACCAGCCUGAUGGAGCGCUUCACGGACGACACUUUCUGCGAGGCCUGCAAGUCCACCGUAGGUGUUGAUUUUAAAAUCAAAACAGUAGAACUAAGAGGAAAGAAAAUUAGAUUACAAAUCUGGGACACAGCAGGUCAAGAAAGAUUCAACAGUAUUACCUCAGCCUAUUACAGAAGUGCCAAGGGAAUAAUAUUGGUAUAUGACAUCACAAAGAAGGAGACAUUUGAUGAUUUGCCAAAAUGGAUGAAAAUGAUUGAUAAGUAUGCCUCAGAAGAUGCAGAGCUACUAUUGGUUGGAAAUAAGUUAGACUGUGAAGUGGACAGAGAGAUUAGUCGGCAACAAGGAGAAAAAUUUGCUCAGCAGAUAACUGGGAUGCGUUUUUGUGAAGCUAGUGCCAAGGAUAAUUUUAAUGUGGAUGAAAUAUUUUUAAAACUAGUUGAUGACAUUUUAAAAAAGAUGCCUUUGGAUGUAAUAAGAAAUGAAUUGUCCAACAGCAUCCUGUCCCUACAGCCAGAACCAGAGAUUCCACCAGAACUGCCUCCUCCAAGACCUCAUGUCCGUUGUUGCUGACUUGCUAUUGCUUGCCGCAGAAUGGAAAAGAUGACAAGCAAAAAGAAAGGGAGAAAGCUGUUUCAUUCUGUACUACAAUCAUAUGGCUGUUGUUUGUUGCACUUUGAUUCAGAGUCAGAGCUACACACUAAUUUGUAAAUAUGCAGAUAUGCAAACUAGAUAUGAUAAGACUGUAACUGGUUAAAUAUUGCUCUUUCCACACUUUUUUUCACUUCUCUUUUCUCAGCCCUAUAAAUAUUGUACAAUUUGGUGGGAAACACAGUACAGCACUCCCAAACCUAGGAUGUAAGAAAUUAAAUGCAUACUUAAUUAUCUUCAACAUAAAUGUUGUAAUAGUCCUCAGUAUAAACAGAAUCUCUUAGUAUAUGGUGCUUUGAUAGUUUUUUUAAAAAAAAUAUUUUAAAUUUCAACUCGACAUAUAUAAAGCUUUCUAAAGCAGCAUUAUGUCUUAUAAAUUCAAAUAAAUUUCUGGUAAAACACUUAUGUGUAUGAUAAUUCAGAAGUAAGUUCUUGGUCCCUGGGUUCACAGGUUUAUUCUAUGGUAGGGAUCGAUAGAUUUGAAGCCUUUGAAUGCAGUCCAUCAAGUAUCAUAAUAGGCCUCCAAUCACUUCAACAGGUGAUUUCAGGCAGGUACUGCUGAGGUGAAGAUGGAUAAUAUAACAGAAGGAUUGAAUUCUGAACACCCAGGCAAAUAGUGUCAGCAGUACUUCUUUAUUUAUUAACUUUCACCUUUGGGGAAGGGGCUGUAUGUGGCACUGUGUUCUGUGUAGUUUUUAAAGGAUGAAUUGGCACUUUGACCUCAUUAGUGUCUCAAACAUAAAUUAAUGAGCAGUCAGAUACUGUAUAAAGCAGAGAAAUAUUUGCAAAUUAUUUUUUAAAAAAAGGUUUAAGAGUUAUUUCUUCUGUCAUAGAUAAAUUUGUUUAAAGUUAUUUUUAAACCAUUUCCUAUGUUAUAAGGAAUAAUGUAUGUUUAUUUGUCUGAAAUAAAUUGGAGAUAUACACAUAUAUAUGUGUAUGUAUAUACACACACACAUAUAUAUAUAUAUACACACACACACACGUGUGUAUGUAUGUAUGUAUGUAUGUAACUUUAUUCCAAUCAAAAGUUCUAAGCUAAAGAGGGAUUUGAUUUUUUUUUUAAUUUUUAUUUUGGUCAUAAGGAAUUUGCGAACUGUAUCUUUUUGGUAUAUCUUUAUUAAAUCUGCACUGUAUAUCUUAGUUGUGGUAAACCAGUAGUUUUGUAUUUGAAUAAUUUGAUAAGUCUUUAAUGUUGUGGUAUUGAAAAGCAUUGUCGUUCUAUACUAAUGACGUGCCAAUAAACUUUUGUAUUUAUGAAUGACAGUGGAACUGCAUCUCUUACUGGAAUGCCAAAUCUCAAAUACUGUCCUCCUGAAGAUCCAAUUUUGAGAGAAAUUUAUAAAAUUAUCUCUAUAAUUGGUUAAACCUGUAUAUGUGGAUGUAUUGACUUACAAGAAUCUUAUGCAUGCUUUCUCAGUUGUGAAUUCUAUUGAAUUCAAUGCAAUUCAAUCCAAUAUCGGUGUUUAGGACUAAAACUGCUACUCUGCGGCAUUAUUUUGUUACAGUAUUUUAAAAUACUGUAGCAAGAGUAAUGAUGGUUUAUCAAUGCAUGGACUUCAGUUGUAUAUACUAAGCAAUUAGUCUGGAUUUUGACUUUUCUGAAAUGUUUUCUUCAGAUUUCUGAGACAUAAAAAGCUACAGUUUAAGUAUACAAAAUAGUUUUUAUUGAACUCAGUACACUUCAUUUAAAUCAUUUAGGUCCAAAUAAUAAAAAAAUGCACAAUUGAAAUGUAUUUCUUCUACCACAAUGUGCCUAUACAAGUGUCAUUCUUCAUACAGAUACUUUAAGGCUUUUUACCAUGAUAAUUAGAUGAAGUUUGCCAUUUUUGUACCACUGUAAACUUGUAUUAUAGGUGAUAACAAUGAAAACAGACUUAUGGACAAUACAUUUAAACUUGAUAAACAUUUAGGUGAUUUUUCCCUGUAUUUAAAAUGUGUUGUUUGCUUUCAAUUCUUGAAUAAAAGUAUAAGAAAACAGA